Molecule: messenger RNA, 753 nt
Organism: Mya arenaria
Lineage: Eukaryota; Metazoa; Mollusca; Bivalvia; Myida; Myidae
Product: putative nuclease HARBI1
Exons: 4
Coding region: 1-753 (250 amino acids)
Source: RefSeq, a predicted model, not a curated record
AUGAUACGGGACAAGGCAACUGUGUGCCGUGUCAUACAUUGCGUGGCUGACCUCAUCGCCAGCAAGUCAGAUAUGUUCAUUCGAUGGCCUGACCAAGCUGAGCAGGAUAGGACGAAAGCGGCGUUCAGGGAUGUGGCUGGAUUUCCUUGUGUCAUCGGACUCAUUGAUGGAACCCAUGUAAGAGUGAUGAAACCCAGUAAAGAGCAGGAGAGGAGAUUUAUCAACCGUAAGGGGUUUCCAUCAAUCAAUAUGAUGGCGGUUUGUGAUGAAACAGGGAAGUUUAUGUCCAUCAAUGCCGUCUGGCCAGGGUCUGCUCAUGACAGCUUUGUAUUUAAGCCAUCUGCCUUGGGGGUACACCUGGAGACACAGCAUCGCGGCCUUGAAGAUGGUAUCCUUCUCGGAGAUAGUGGGUAUGCAUGUGCCAGAUAUCUUUUGACGCCAUUCAGGACAGCGGACACAGAUAGAAAAGCUGCCUAUAACAGAGCACACUGCCGAACUCGUGUCAUUGUGGAAUCCACAUUCGGGAGAUGGAAAAGGCGCUUCGGCAUACUCCAUGGCGAGGUACGACUAGUCCCUGAAAAGGCAUCAAAGAUUAUCAUGGCAUGCGCUGUUCUGCACAACAUCGCGAUUAUUCUUGGGGAACCUGAGGUAGAAGGAGAUGAAGUUGGGCUGGAUGGAAAUGUUGGACAACAGUUCAUCGGACGAGAGACUGGCUUUCACACCAGAGAAUACAUUGUGCAACAAUACUUUUAA